AUGCGAACGUCAAUUACGAGCUCCUUCUAUCUAGCAGUCUUUGCACUGCUAGGCCCGUCACACGCUGCCUCCUCAAAUCCAGCAAUCUGUCCUGUCGAGCCUGGUGCCACAGUAUCCGAUGCUUGCGCGUCAUAUGCCGACCUCGACAACCUCAACACCCGCCUGAACCCCGCCCUGCAUGAUCUCGUGUCUCAGACCGAUUUCUUCUCCUAUUACCGCCUGAACUUGUACAACAAANAGUGUCCUUUCUGGUCAGACGACGAAGGUCUCUGCGGCAACAUUGCCUGCGCCGUCACGACGCUCGAUAAUGAGGAGGACAUUCCGGAGAUCUGGAGAGCCGAAGAGCUCAGUAGACUGGAGGGCCCCAAAGCACACCACCCUGGCAAGAAAGAGCAAAGGGAACUAGAGAGACCUCUACAGGGAGAGCUGGGCGAGGAUGUUGGCGAAAGCUGUGUUGUCGAGUACGACGACGAAUGCGACGAAAGAGACUACUGCGUGCCCGAAGAUGAGAGCGCAAGUGCUAAGGGCGACUAUGUCAGUUUGCUCGACAACCCCGAACGUUUCACCGGAUACUCUGGCGAAGGUGCCCACCAAAUCUGGGAGGCUAUCUAUCGCGAGAACUGUUUUUCCAAGCCGAGAUCAAAUGCACAGAGCCUGGGUGCUGGUGGCUUGGUUCCUCCUUUCGCUGGCUUCUCAGGAAUGCAAGGUCAAGCUGCGCAAGAUCUCAAGUCUGUCAUGAAAGAGCAUGGUCGCCAACAAGCUUCGCAGGAAGGCAAGUUUGAGGACAACAUGGAGUUCGAUGACGAGUGUCUUGAGAAGCGCGUCUUCUACAGAGUCAUUUCUGGAAUGCACGCCUCCAUCUCGACCCAUUUGUGUCAUGACUACCUCAACCAGUCUACCGGCAAAUGGGGUCCCAAUCUGCAGUGCUACAAGCAGCGCCUUCACAACCAUCCAGAGCGCAUUUCUAACCUGUACUUCAACUACGCUCUCAUGGCUAGAGCUGCUGGCAAGCUGAAGGAUUAUGUUCAAGACUACACCUUCUGUACUGGUGACCCGAAACAGGACAAGCGCACGAAGGACAUGGCCCUAAAGGUUGCCAACACUAUCCCGGCUGGCCCUGAGAUCUUCGACGAGAGUGUCAUGUUCCGUGAGAACCCACUCGGCGACACUGGCAUUAGCCUUAAAGAAGACUUCCGCAACCGCUUCCGCAAUGUUAGUCGCAUCAUGGAUUGUGUUGGCUGCGACAAAUGCAGGCUUUGGGGCAAGCUUCAGACUGCUGGUUAUGGUACAGCUCUGAAGAUCUUGUUCGAGUUUAACAACGACCAGCCUGCCCCAGCUCUCAAGAGAAUCGAGCUUGUCGCCUUCUUCAACACCCUGGACAAGGUCAGCAAUGCCAUCAAAGCCCUUGGUAACUUCCAACGCAUGUUGGCAGAAGAGAAGGGCGUUCCCGCUCCUGAAGCUGUUGUCGAGAAGAAGAAGCAGCAAGAUGUCGCUGAGGAAGACGAGCUCGACGACGAUGAUGCUUGGGAGAAGCCAAAGCCACCACCACUUACUGAAUGGCAGAAAGCCAAGGCAGAGAUCUAUCUGGUCUGGUCGGUCACCAAGUUUGUCCUCAAGAGCUGGAUUGAGAUUCCUCAAACAAUCUUCAUUGUCCUCAUCACGGAGCUCUCUAGAUUAUGGCAACGUUGGUUGGGUCUUGAAAUCACACCACGUGGGUGGGAGUUUCGCUUGCCCACACUUGAUGAGCUAUAG
Messenger RNA from Aureobasidium musti, 1752 nucleotides. Lineage: Eukaryota; Fungi; Ascomycota; Dothideomycetes; Dothideales; Saccotheciaceae. The record is from the annotation of a GenBank genome assembly.